Leishmania braziliensis MHOM/BR/75/M2904 is the source of this 2715-nucleotide messenger RNA. RefSeq lists its product as hypothetical. Lineage: Eukaryota; Euglenozoa; Kinetoplastea; Trypanosomatida; Trypanosomatidae. The record is from RefSeq and is a predicted model, not a curated record. The transcript has a single exon. The coding region runs from base 1 to 2715 and encodes 904 amino acids.
AUGGAGGUGCUGAAGCGCGAGUGCUGGUUUUACAGGGAGCAAGCGACUCCCCAUGCCACGAAGGUUGACGCUGCAACGCUUGACAGGUACGUUGCGCGCGGUCGUGUUACGCUUGCGACUGUGACGCUGUCAAGCGGACGUGAUGUUUCCUCCGUAAGCGUGAAGGGUGCUUCCCAAGGAGAUGUCAAGGGACUUCCGUGCGGCGCACGGUCCUUGCUGAUCGACCACGCUGAUGGCAGCAUCGUGUGUCGCGGCAUCAACAAGUUUUUUGACCUAAACGAGGUGGGGAGCGACUGGUUGAAGGACUCCUCCCUGUGGACGAACGCGUACCGUGUAUGGGCUGUGCGUAAGAUGGCUGGGUUUAUUAUCACGCUCUUCUCGCUCGACGGCACGCGACUUGAGGUAAUGAGUAAGCACGUUCUCGUUGGCCCUCACGUCGACGCAGCGUGGGAGCUUCUGGGGAGGGUGAGUGAGGCACACCGAGCUCGACUGGCGGCAGACUUAUUCGAAUGGGGAGCGUGCGCGUGUUGCGAGUGUAUUCGACGCACGCAGGAUUGUCUGCACCCAGUGCUUGAAGCACAGCAGUUUGAUGAGCAAGUGAUCCUGAUCGCGGUGCAAAGGCGCACACAGCUGCGGGAGGAGAGCCUGUGCUUCUCGCAGUUAGCAACUGUGGCUGAGCGGUGGGGUCUUGAUGGUGCCCCAGGGGUGGCGGUGACAGAUGAUGCGGCUCUGCAGAGUGUGUUCGCUGCUACAGAUUCGUGGAAUGCGGCGUACACCCCCUUUGGCACUUGCCCACAGCUCGCGGAGGGGUUUGUGCUGCUAAUCGAGACGGCAGGGUCAGCGGCGGCACUCAUCCCUCGAUGGUGCUUUCCAUUGCGACUCAAACUCAAAACUCCUAAGUACGUUGUGCUGCGGGCCUUCCGUUCUCUCGUGUGCGGCGACUCACGGCCGCAGAGCUACCUCUAUCACCAGGCACUGAUGGGGUGGCUUCAGCCUAGAAAUGCUGCGGAGGUUCGACGGCGUGUGGCAGAGGCAGGGGUGCAUGCACUGAACAGCGAGUUCGAGUCGGACUUAUUGAUGCAGCAGCGGGUGCGACACCGAGAUGCUCAAGAAACGAUCGGCGACGCACUUGCUCGCCUUCAGCGCACGACGGCGCUCACUGCCUGCCCUCGGGGUCUAUGCCCUCUCACGGUGGUGGUUCUCUGCGGCUUACCUGGGGCUGGUAAGUCAACGCUCUCGAUGGCGCUUGCCCGUGUGCUUGCGUUGGAGGAGGUGUCUCCGUUCAGCUUUGUCGUUCACCUGAGUCGCGACGCAGUGAGCCGCACCGUAGCGGUUGACCACGGUAUCACAGCCGAGAGUAGCAAGCAUAAACAGCGACGUCUGCGCGCCCUGGUUCACCAGACCCUCUGCGAUCAACUGCGGGAGGUGGCGUGCUUUUCCACAGAGACAGGCCAGAGCGGUCUUCUCCUCCUCGAUGCGUGCAACGCAACGCAGGAAAGUCGACACAUAUGGCGGCAGUACUUCCCGACCACGUUGCACCACUAUGAGGUUGCUUUCGUGGAGUGUUCCGACACCACUGUAAUGACGCAGCGUGCCGCCAGGCGAGACGGUCACGAGGUGCUGCUCAGUGUUGCCGAAGCGCAACAGGCACUCUAUGCGGUGCGCAGAAAGUUUCAGCCUCCCCUGGAGGAGGCUGCGUGGAGCGUUGACACGAAGGUGAGCUCUAUAGAAGAGGCGGCUGCGAGCUUGCGCACACAUCUCGAGCAGAGAGCGCCUCCACGGAGCUGCGCCGGCUGCUGCCGAAGCUUGACAAUCCCAGCGCUACGGGAUGAGCGGCGUCAGAGCCACGCAACCCUGCUGCACAGUCUGCUCGGCUUGUCGGAGGGUACUUCCGGGGCGCUUACCAACAUGAUGUUCUACGAGGCCUCGACCCCAAAGGUAAGCAGAGCAACUUCGCUACAGCUACGACUCGAUUGCUCUACGGAGGCGCUUCGCAGCGCAGCCGCGCAACUGGUUUCUUCCUCGCUGGCUCAGCCGCGUCAGUCAGCCGUGUCUUUCGCCUCGGCCGGCCGUCUUCUCUUCCAGCGAGUCUCGGCAGCACUUCGAGGUUUGUCAUGGGCACCCUCCUUUCCAGUUACUGGUCACGUGACCAGAGGUCAUUUAAAAUGGUUGCGUGGCUGGCUGCUGCGCGGGCGUGACUCAUGCGGGCCAGCGGAGGUGCAAAGUGCGCUACGAGAGCGAUUCGUGAUGGAGCCGGCGAGUUCGCACGUGACGCUGCUUCGGAUAAACUCCUCAGUGGGGUCCACAAGUGCCGAGCAGGCCGUGUCCGAAUAUCUCUGCCAGACUGGCAUGCGCCUCGGUCAAGAGGUGGCGGUGCGGGUCACGUCUUUGCUUUUGGACCGCUACGCCGUGAGUUUUGGUGUCACAUUAGCUGGAGGGCAGCAUGUGCAGGGGCCGAGUGUGCAGAGGCCCGGGGGCACUGUCAUCCCCCUGCAUAUCACAGUCGGUACCGCAGCCGGAGUCGCUGCUGCCUAUGCUGGAAAUAUGUUCGCCAUGUUUGACGUCUUGCAGGCAGAGAAUGAGUCACUAGAGGCAGUGCAGCGGGGGUCGUUUCAAGCAGUCAACCGAAGCCAACGAAAGUACCACAACUUCGUUGAAUACCAGCUGAGCAAUGCGCUUCCGCUGCGUGGCGUAGUGGAGGUGUGUCCCUCAUAA